Molecule: messenger RNA, 761 nt
Organism: Branchiostoma belcheri (Belcher's lancelet)
Lineage: Eukaryota; Metazoa; Chordata; Leptocardii; Amphioxiformes; Branchiostomatidae
Product: NADH dehydrogenase [ubiquinone] iron-sulfur protein 5-like
Exons: 4
Coding region: 106-408 (100 amino acids)
Biological process (GO): mitochondrial respiratory chain complex I assembly
Source: RefSeq, a predicted model, not a curated record
CCUUCUUGGUCGCGAGACUCCGCGAGAGUUGUUCUUCGUCCGCCAUAUUUGCCCUUGGGUGAGAGGGUGUUUCUCCUUGGUUUGGUGAAAAAUCCGAGUUCCACCAUGCCGCUCCUAAACCUGGGCCACAAAUGGGACAACUGGAUGUUGUCUGGUGCCAGUAGUGAUGACAAGGGACAAACUCACAGGUGUUUUCAUUUUGAGAAGGAGUUCAUUGAGUGUGCCAGUGGGAUUGGCAAGACCCGCGCCAUCAGAGAGUGCAAACCAGAGUAUAUGGACUUCUUGGAAUGCAUCCACAUGAUCAAGCAGAGAGAACGACUGAGGAUCAUCCGUGAAAGGAGGGACAAACUGAUCAAGGAGGGCAAAUACACACCACCAGAGUACACUCGGGAUACACUACCACAAUAAACAGAAGAAAACAUCAACAUAUAUAGACAUGCAUAGCUGGUACAUAUACCUAACAUAGAGUUUUCAGUAAUGUGAACCUGUGUAUCCCUUAUGAUUGACCAAACUGCCCCUGAACAAAACAAAAACUUCAGCUGUACAUCACUUUGUCAAAUUUGAGCAGUAUCAUUUGUUUUACAAAUGGUAUUCUAGGACCUAUUCACCACAUAAGCACCACAUAAGUUUUCAGAACUACAAGUAGCUUCCUCAAUGUUAUAAAGGUAAAUUACACCCCACGGGACUUGCUUGGGAAUUUUGACUUACAUCAUGAUAAUGCUUUUGUUCUGCAUCCAAACUGCAGAUUUUACAUAUCUUUA